Molecule: messenger RNA, 2508 nt
Organism: Glarea lozoyensis ATCC 20868
Lineage: Eukaryota; Fungi; Ascomycota; Leotiomycetes; Helotiales; Helotiaceae
Product: P-loop containing nucleoside triphosphate hydrolase
Exons: 2
Coding region: 1-2508 (835 amino acids)
Biological process (GO): nucleotide-excision repair; transcription initiation at RNA polymerase II promoter
Cellular component (GO): transcription preinitiation complex; nucleotide-excision repair factor 3 complex; transcription factor TFIIH holo complex
Molecular function (GO): ATP binding; 3'-5' DNA helicase activity; DNA binding
Source: RefSeq, a predicted model, not a curated record
AUGCCGCCUAAGAGAAAAGCUACAUCGAAUGUUCGAGGAGGGACUAAAGCUGGACGGGACUCUGUUGUGUCUACUCCAGGCCCCAAUACACCAAGAAGUCUGGGCAGCAGUGAUGAGUACUCCUCUGCUAGUGAGGGCGAGAAGGAAUUAGUUGAGGAAAAUGUGGCCAAAUUCUCCAUGGAGGCAUACGCCGCGAGGAGGGAUACUGGUCAGCAACGAAAACAAGACUCAGCCUCCCAUCUGUUUGGGAACAACGACUUCACAUGGAUGAAUCUGAAGCCAGAUCAUGCCAAUCGGCCGAUGUGGAUAGAUCCCAAAAAAGGCCGAAUUAUUGUCGAAAGUUUCGCGAAAUAUAAAGAGCAGGCGCUGGAUUUCCUGACGACAGUUGCUGAACCUUUGUCCCGACCCAAGCACAUCUUUGAAUUUGCUCUCACUCCGCAUAGUCUGUAUGCGGCUGUAUCAGUCGGCUUGACGCCGGAGGAAAUCAUAGGUAACCUCGACAUGAUGUCUAAGACUCCGAUGCCCGAAAACAUUCGAGAGUUCAUUUUGAGCUGCACCCACAGUUAUGGCAAGGUCAAACUUGUGUUGAAAAAUACCAAGCACUACAUAGAGAGCCCUGACCCUCAACAAUUGCAAAAACUACUUCAGGAUGAAGUUAUCGGUCCUCUAAGAGUGCAAGGAACCGAGGAAAUCAUCACGACAAUAGCACCUAAAUUGGCAGGCCUCGUUAUUCCAGGUACCAAGAAUUUUGCCGGGGUCCAGCAAGCCACAGAUUUGAGGGGUAAAGAAAGAGUAGCAGAAGCCGCAAAUGAAACGCCAGCGCAAGAGGAUAUUGUUAAUAUUCUUAAUGAGGACGACGAGGAAGAAGAAAGUGUAGAAGCUGUGCACUCUUUCGAAAUCCAAGAUGACUGUGUCGAGAUCGUACAAAAGCGGUGUUUGGAACUCGGGUUACCCGUUCUCGAAGAAUACGAUUUCCAUAAUGACAAAGCAAAUCCGAGUUUAGAAAUCGAUUUAAAACCUAGCGCGCAGAUCCGAACAUACCAAGAAAAGAGUUUAAGUAAGAUGUUUGGUAACGGCAGAGCCAAGAGUGGUCUUAUAGUACUGCCAUGUGGUGCCGGUAAAACUUUGGUGGGUAUCACUGCCGCUUGCACAAUCAAGAAGGGUGUUAUCAUCCUCUGCACGAGCUCAAUGUCAGUCCACCAAUGGCGCUCUGAGUUCCUGAAGUGGUCGAAUAUCAAUCCGAACGACAUUGCGGUGUUCACCUCGGACAACAAGGGCAAAUUUUCUGGUAGUACUGGAAUUAUCGUCACAUCGUAUUCUAUGGUAGCGCAGACUGGUAAACGAUCGUACGAAGCCAACAAAAUGAUGGAGUUCAUUACUAAAAGAGAAUGGGGGCUAAUGAUUUUGGAUGAGGUCCAUGUCGCGCCUGCGAAUGUGUUCAGAAAGGUUACCUCCACUAUCAAGACACAUUCGAAACUCGGUCUCACGGCAACCUUGCUUCGCGAGGACGAUAAGAUUAGCGACUUGAACUUUCUCAUCGGUCCUAAGCUUUAUGAAGCAAACUGGAUGGAACUGGCUGAAGAUGGUCACAUCGCAAGAGUACAGUGUGCAGAAGUGUGGUGUCCCAUGACAACAGAAUUCUACUCGGAAUAUCUCAAGCUGCCGAGCAAAAAGAAGCCGUUGAUGUGGACCAUGAAUCCGCGAAAGUUUCAGGCUGCUCAAUUUUUGAUUGACUAUCACGAAAAGCGUGGCGAUAAGAUUAUCGUUUUCGCAGACAACAUAUUUGCACUCAAAGCCUAUGCUACAAAACUCAACAAGGCUUUUAUUUAUGGUGAUACCGGCAAUGCAGAACGAAUGCGGAUUUUGGAGAACUUUCAACACAAUGACAAGAUCAACACUCUUUUCCUAUCUAAGAUUGGAGAUACGUCGCUUGAUCUUCCUGAAGCCACGUGCCUCAUUCAAAUUUCGUCUCACUAUGGCUCUCGAAGACAGGAAGCCCAACGUUUAGGGCGUAUUCUCCGGGCCAAACGUCGUAAUGACGAAGGCUUCAACGCGUUCUUCUAUUCUCUAGUCUCAAAAGACACACAAGAGAUGUUCUACUCAUCCAAACGCCAAGCGUUCCUUGUUGAUCAGGGAUACGCUUUCAAGGUAAUCACACAUCUCCAAGGGAUUGAUGAUCUCCCAGAUCUGGCUUUCAAUACUCCUGCUGAGCGUCGCGAACUCCUUCAAACGAUCCUUCUGGCAAACGAUGCUGAUCUGGAACUCGACGACCGGGGUGACGAUCUAUUCCAUACCAAUGAUGGAAAGAGUCAAGCUAUGAAAAAGAAGAAGAAGGCCAAUGCGAGGCGCACGGCGGGCGCUCUUAGUGAUCUUGCAGGAGGUCAGGACAUGGCUUAUGUUGAACAGAAUAAAUCUAAAAGUAAGGAAUUGAAGAGCGGCAAGGGUAGUGCGUUCUUCAAUAAAAUUAAACGCGAAAAUGAGAAGCGAAGGAAGGCAUUUGCUGAAUGA